Messenger RNA from Cheilinus undulatus (humphead wrasse), 2892 nucleotides. It is a transcript of the gene dcph1, whose product is annotated as acidic residue methyltransferase 1. Gene Ontology annotation, biological process: DNA damage response. The record is from RefSeq and is a predicted model, not a curated record. Bases 45 to 1406 code for a protein of 453 amino acids. Gene Ontology annotation, molecular function: phosphatase activity. Lineage: Eukaryota; Metazoa; Chordata; Actinopteri; Labriformes; Labridae. The transcript has 5 exons. Gene Ontology annotation, cellular component: cytoplasm; nucleus.
CGGCUCGUUUAGACGGCACAUCAGUAGUUUGAACGCUUACUGCAAUGAUGGCGGACGAUCAAAUUUUGCAGGGAGUUCCUCCUUCUCUCUCUGCUAAAGUGGUUGGGUCAUUUGCUUAUUUGACAGUGAAAGACAGGUUGCCGACUAUCCUGACUAAAGUCAUAGACACAAUACAUCGCAACAAAAACAUGUUUUUUGAAGAAUAUGGAGAGGAAGGGAUCCAGGCAGGGAAACAAACAAUAUCUCUGCUGUCUAAGAUGAGGAAUGAGUUGCAGACUGACAAACCAGUGCUCGUCUUGACUGAUGGUCUACAAGACACAGAGUCAUGGAACCAGUAUCUGCUGAGACAGCAGCGACUACAGGGGGACCAGGAUCCUGUCAGUUGGUUUAAGUCUCCGUGGCUUUAUGUGGAGUGCUACAUGUACCGCAGGAUACAGGAGGCUCUCUGGCUCAAUCCUCCUAUCAGUGACUAUGAUGUCUUCAAUGAAGGGAAGACUCAGAGUUAUUUUGAGUCUCAGCAAGCUGUGAUGGCCUUAUGUACAUACAUGGAGGAAGUCAGCAAGAACAUGGAGGGAAUCUCCAAGAAUCAGCUGCUUGACCAUUUUAACAAACUGCUACAGGUGUCUCUAUGGGGCAACAAGUGCGAUCUUUCUAUCUCUGCUGGCCAAGAAAACUCUCAGAAGACCAGCCCAUUAGAUUCCCUGAACAGCCUCCAACCGUUCAUCUUGGUGGAUGACUAUAACAUGGUGUGGUUGACUCUGACUUCCACAAAGAGUUCAGGACAGCUGGAGAGAACCUCAGCAGGCAGAGUGGACAUUGUUCUAGACAACGCUGGCUUUGAGCUGGUCACUGACUUGAUUUUUGCUGAUUUCCUCGUUUCCUCCGGGCUUGUCCGUGAAGUCCACUUUCACGGCAAAUGCAUCCCAUGGUUUGUCUCUGAUGUUACAGCUCGGGAUUUUCAGUGGACUAUUAGGCAGACCAUGGCAUCCAAUCACAAGUGGAUGUCCAAGAGUGGUGCCAAGUGGCAGACGUACCUGAAGGAGGGGGUGUGGUCCUAUCAUGACCAUCCUUUCUGGACAAUGCCCCAUGAGUUUUGUGACAUGGCAGCUGAUGCUCCUGAUCUGUAUGCAGUCCUGAAGGAAGCAGACCUGGUGCUGUUUAAAGGUGAUCUCAAUUACAGAAAGCUAACUGGAGACAGAGACUGGGAUCACACCGUUAGCUUCGACACUGCGCUACGAGGUUUUGGGCCUGCUCCGCUGUGUAGUCUGAGGACUCUUAAGGCCAAUGUUCAGGUUGGUCUGCAGUCGGGCCAAGGAGAGAAGCUUGACUCCCAAGAUCCAGACUGGAUGACCAGCGGCAAGUACGCUGUCAUUCAGUUCUUCUGCCCAAAGUCCGAGCAGACCUGAGGAUUGCACUGGAAAGACAUGGAUCAUAAGAGCAUUACACUAAGAAGUGUCAUAGGAGAAGCCAUAAAAACAAAAAAAUGCUGUUCUACAUGUAAAAGGUUGUUAAAUUUGUUCUUUAUCAUUAAUUAGCACUUAGUGAUAUUUGAUACUGAAAUGCACUGGAACAAAAAAUUUAUGAAUGAUUUUCACCACUGAUUUGUCUCAUAUCGUACUCAGAAUGACAAUUCUGUUGCUAAGAUCCUUAACUGGUAUAGCGUCAAGACCCACCACCUCCUCCUUCAUGAGAAAUCCUAACCCUUUCAGCCACUCAGUUAUUUAAUAAAUGUUAAAGUUCGGACCUUAGCCUAGAAAACAUGAUUGACCAAAGAGUCAGAAGAAAAUCACAUGAUUAAAAGAAUUUUUAAAAGCACAUUGUCACAGAAGACCUAUGGGAACAUGCGUAGAUUUUAUUUCACUGUUUCCUGUGAUAGUGAGUACAUUUUGAUUGUUUACUACAGAUCACAAGACAUUAACACAUUAUCAUGGGAAAACCAGCUUUGUUAUCCCAAGAACAAGAUAAAUAAGUUGAGAUCUUGAGUAAACAACCAAAAACCUACUUACUUACCAACCUACUUUUGCAAAAAGGAGUAAAAUAAAAUGAACUGCUCAAUGCUCACUUUGGGCUUAGUACAUCAUAGACUAUUUGCCACAUAAUUUUACAGGCACACACGACUCACCAAAAACAGCUCUGCAAUCCACUUUCUGAUCCCAACCCGGACUGCUCUUUUACAUCUAAAUGUUCCUCAGUGGUUUGAACACAACAUUUGUUUACAGUGGCACUUUUAUCUACAGAUGUCAUAAAAUAAUGUUGCUUUGUAUUGUUAACUGCUCAUGUGUUGUGCACAAGAAAUACAAUGCAGUGUUUACAGUAUAUUGCACACCUGCUUUUAAAAAUUAUUGAGUACAAAUUGGUCUUACAGUUUAAUUUUAGAGCAGCAAUGCUUGUGUUUAUGCAUGAAUUUGAGGAGACUAAUGAUUAAUGUAAUAUUAAGUGAUUUUAAUUCAGCUCAGCUCAGCUCAGGUUGUUGCUUUUGCACUCUGCCAUUAUUAUGCAUGCAUCAAAACAUGCAGAAAAAACUCACAAAGGCAGAUCAUAACAUUUUAAGACUGUUUUGCACAGUUAAAAGAUAGUAGACAGUCAUUGAGGAAGUGUAACAAAAACAGUGAUUUUUUUUUCUUGUUUAAAAUUGCAACCCAGACCUUUAUAUCCUUACUGAUUAAAAAGUGGAUGUCUCACUAUUACAUUUUCUUACUCCUCACUGUCAGUGUCAGUACCUUAGAGGGGGUGUGAACUGCAUUUUUGUACAUGCUGCUGCUGGGGAAACUAUAUUGCUUUCACUGGUGAUUUUCAAUUAAUAAAGAACUGGACGGACUGCUCUUUAACCUUAGACUGUUGUAAUUCACAAGUGUGAGAUGGAAAUUGGGGCAAUAAAACAUUUCGUUUCCA